CUCCAGAAACAAUCUUCAUGAUUUCAUUGUUAUUAACAUUCAGUACUUUCAAAUUCUUCAAUUCAGAUAUAUCUUUUGGUAUUUCGGUUAUCUUGUUAUUCUGUAGGUUAAGUUCUGUAGUCUUAGGGUCCAAAGGUUUCGGUAAUUCGGUCAGUUCGUAUCCAGAACAAUCUACAAUGUACUUGUUGGUGUUUCCCUCUAUGUUGCAGACACAUGGUUUAGGACACGCGUGUUCUUCUGAUUCGGCCGCUGGUACGAUAUUUGUCAAAGAUGUCAAUUGCACGUCGUCUAAUAAUAGCGCAGAUGUCUCAGUACUUGACUCAAGUGGCUCUUCGAUAACUCCUGCCCCACUACCCUCUAUAAUGCCACCAUCAGCUUCGGGAUGAUUGUCGGGAGGAAACUGAUUGUCAUUUUCAACAGGAAUGUGUAACUCAUCGUCACUUUGAGCUAUUGUACUCCUGGAAAUUGAUAUUAAUGCAGUAAUGACAUGUGACUUUAUCGAAUUUAUCGUAAGGUGACGCAAAAUUGUUAUAAAUAAGUAGGUGAUAAAAUCGCGAUAAGUGUAUGUACUACAAGGGCGUAACUAGCACACUGUCUUAAACUUUGAUUGAUAGAAUGAAAAUAUACCUACGUUUAGAGUUAGAUAUCAAGGACUUAAAUGUCUAAAUAGGUACUAAUGGUAUUAUGCUACUUUCUGCCUAACAAACAAUUUCUGGUAAUUUUAAAUUUUUUGAUUUAUUUUAUCUGUUAAAAAAUAUAAAAAAUACACUUUUCCACAAUGUGUAAUUAAGUCACUGUUAGCUUAACGAAUAUAUUUCGCAUGGAAAAUAUGUCAAAAUAUAUGUCAGUUACGCUAAAUCAACGCCGUGAAAUGGGCCUUGAGUUAUUACAAUUAGUAAGCUGCACGGUAUUUUCUUUGGGCGUUUGAAUAAGAAAAUGGACGAGUAUGUUAGAAAAUAUUUUGCCAUGGUUUUGUUUGUAGUUAACAUAUGGUAAACAAAAUAUACGAAUUAGUUAAUUUUGUAUACGGGUCUCUAUUGAUAGCAGAUACUGUAAGGGAAUUCGAUUGUUCAAUCUCGUUAUAGUACAGAUAAGUAGGUAUCUAUCUGUAGGUGGAGGCGAAUAAAAAUAUAAAAUCCAAUGAAGGUUAAAUAAAACAAAUAAUAAAUAUGUACUUACGCAAAUAGAGCCAACAAUAGCAUGAAAAGAUGUUUCGACGUCAUGGUCACUCUCAAAUACUAACAGCACUAGUAAAAAUGUGCCAAUUGACUUCAGGAGUUGUUACCUGUUGUGGCACAAGUACCAGCGUACAGUACAGCACAUAACUCACUGACACUUAUAACUAUUAUCACUCAAUGAUAAGAUUAUAAACGGCAUGGCAGCUUAUCGCAAAUCAACCACGAUAACGACGCUCUGCAUAAACGAGAAAAUAUUAGGUGGCCGAUUUUCAAUAUCACCUUCGACCAACAAAUAGCACGCAAUGGAUGAAGUUACCUAUGGUUAUGUUUACACAGUUAUAUGUGUAAAUGAUCGCGCCUGAUACACGACGACGGUCUUCAUUAACUGCCAGUUGCUAAUUCUACAAAUACACAAAACCGCCUAUGUUAAUUAUAUAUUGGAAGUCGAAUUGCAUCAAAUUCACCUCGAGAUCCUUACAUAAUCACUUUGCUCAUAAGUAGGUACGGGCAAAAACGUUUCACUUUUGAGAACAAUGCCGGAAAUCCAUCACAAUAACGAAUAUUUAUAAGAAAAACACAGAAUUAUCGAACUUCACACGAAAACGCACACGUACACUACGUUAUCUCUGCUUCACUGAUGUUACUGGUACUUUGCUGAUGGUUCAUGUCUAUAAAUUUCUGUAUUCUGUAAAGUUUAAUGUUAUACAACACAGCUGUUGGUUUUACUUAUGUGAUGUGUAAACUACGAAUAUGACACGAUACCUGCGUCGCUUCGGAGUACUGCAAUGGGGGAGACUUGGCGGACUAUUUGCAAGCGAACCGCCUGCUCAGUGAAAGCACCAUUCGGCUGUUCCUGCGACAGCUGGCGGAAGCGAUGCGGGCUAUCCACGCUAAGGGUAUAGUGCAUCGAGACCUGAAGCCGCAGAACAUCCUCCUCACACAUAAUGUCGCACCGCCACGCACACCUCAUGCCUCGGAAAUAACUCUUAAAAUUGCCGAUUUCGGCUUCGCAAGGUUCCUUGAAGAAGGAAAUAUGGCCGUCACGCUGUGUGGUUCACCGAUGUAUAUGGCGCCAGAAGUAAUAAUGUCACUGAAGUAUGACGCUAAAGCUGAUCUCUGGAGUCUGGGCACGAUAGUGUACCAGUGUCUCACUGGCAAGGCUCCUUUCCAAGCCACAACACCACAUGAACUGAAAGCAUUCUACGAGAACAGCGUCGACUUGCAACCUAAAAUGCCAGCAGGCACAAGUCCUGAGCUCUGCAGCUUGCUAAUUGGUCUGCUUCGACGAAAUCCUCGUGAGCGAAUGCCCUUUGAAGCUUUCUUCAACCACGCUUUCUUACAACGGCCACGGACCAGUUCCAUUAACAGAGUGACUGUGACCCCUUCCGUGCCGGGGACGGGAGGGACGGGUGCAGUAGGCUCAGCGGGCACUAGCGCGGCAGCGCGACCUUCCUCGGCGCCGCGCAGCUCCAACGCUUCGCAAGCGCAGGCGCUUCCCACUCUUCAGACAUACAAGAAAUCACAGCCGACAUCCUCCGCCGAGUCGUCAGACACGACCUGGGCGGGCGAGGACGACUUCGUGCUGGUGGAGGCGACGGAGAGUGGCUCGGCGGAGUACUCGGGCGCGUCCUCGGGCUCCGAGGCGGCGCCGCGACCGCGCUCCCUGGCUCUGGCCGGCGCUACGCCCCCCGCCACUGCACCCCCGGCCUCGGCGCCACCCACACAUACCUACACCGCUCCACCACCGGUUACCGUCAACAGGAAUCCACUCGCCGUAACAUCUAACAAUAACGUACCACGAUCACAACCCAUCGACGUGCUUCGAUCGAACUACAGCCGUAACGCUACCAACAUCGGCUCGCUUUCACCACCCACUGUGCCGUUCACAAUGACGCCGCCGUCGACUCGGCGCCGCAGCAGUAACUCUGGCAGCUCGCCGCCUCCCUCGCUGUGGCAGGUCUCUCCCACCAAUGCCAGUCCUCUGCGCAGAUCAGGCUCGUCUCCGCCGGUGUCGCUGGCGCUGAAGGCGAGCGGAGAGCUGGCGGGCGGCGGCGGGGCCAGCUCGCCCAAGCGGCAGGCGCUACCCGACGCAUUGCUCCGCGGCAUCAAGCUGCACCAGCCACCCGACCCGCCCGUCUACAUACCCAACUUGCAAGAGGAGACCAUCCUCGCGGAGGAGCACAGCAAAGUAUUCUCUCAGCUGAACUUCGUGUUGAUGUUGGCGGAGCUGCUGUCGGACCUGGCCGUGUCGUGCGGCGCGCCCAUCGCCGCGCUCAUGGACGUGUCGGACGAGCGCACGGGCGCGCGCGUGCGGCUGGGGCUGCUGGUGCAGGCCAUGCAGGCGCUGGCCGCCGGCCUGCGGCUCGCCGCCGCGCACUACCGCGCCCGCACGCUGCAGCCCACGCCGCAAGUAAGGAACGUUGUAUCCCUCAUGAACGGAAAAUACAAGUGGAUUGUCAAUGAAUCGAGGAGGCUCCAUGAGGCAGGAGUUACCCCUGCUGUCUGCGACAAAAUCCUCUACGAACAUGCGAUUGAAUUGUGUCAAAUGGCGGCCAUCGAGGAGUUGUUCGGCGAUAUGAAAGAAUGCGAGCGACGCUACAUGUCUGCGCAAGUGUUGCUACACUCGCUCGUACAGCGCCACCCACUGCACCCGCAGCACCGCACUACGCUGUCCAAGUACCGAGACGCCGUACAACGACGACUGAACUGCCUCAAGGGGCCGCGUAAAAUAAUGGAUGUAAAACUUGAGGCCGGGAUCUCAUAAUGCAGCGCGCAACCCAGGCGUAGGAGUAAGCGGACGUGAUGCAACAUGAAAAGUGAUUUUAUUUUGUUCUCAAAAAUGACUCGGUGAGAAUCAAAAUACUAAUUAAUCAAAAAUGUAUAAAAAUAUAAAGUGAAAAAUAUCAAUUGAAAUCAUUGUAUACAAUCGUUUAGCAAUGACGAAAAAUGAACAUUACAAUAAAUAAAUCGCAAUAGUGAAUUAUAUUUUUUAUAUUCAGUACAUUUCACAAAGAAGUUCUUAGUAGAUAUUAUUGAAAUUAUGUUCUAUACCUUAUUUAGCACAGCAAAACGCAAAACUAAAGUUUAAUAGAUACUUAUUUACCCACUACGAAUAACAUCUAAUUUAGGAUGUCUACCUUACUACUACCUAAAUGAGGUAUAGUAUGAUAAAAAGAUGAUUCAUUAAACGCUUUGAAAUGAAUAUAAAUAUAAAAUAUAGUUUCAUAGAUGUGUGUCUAGAAUUCCUUUUAAAUAAAAAUGGUUGUAUCAUUUAGUGAGGUUUGAAAUUUUAGUACUAAGCACUUUUCACUUGAAGUAGCAAACUGUUCUACAUAAAUAUAAAUAAUAAGAAAUAUAUGAGUUAUUUUUUCCAGUCAUCUACAUUUUAGUGAAUUAAAUAGGCAUAAGAUAGAAAACGUAGUAUUGUUUCUGAUUAAGUCUCACUAACAUUUUAUUAUUACCAACUUGUAGUUGAUCAUGUAAAAUGAAAAUUAUGAAGUAAUUAUGUCUCGGUAUAAAUAUAAUGCUAUAGAGAUCUCAUUGACGACCAAUAACAAUAUUAUGGCAUUUUUAGGCUAAGCUACGAAAUAUGAUUUGAAAGUAUUUUCCUUAUAAUGAAAGAUUGUAUGAUUGAAUGAAUUUUAGUAUAUUUUAAUUCUCCUUGUUUAUUUUGCCCAUAUUGUGAUCCUGAAAUGUAUUUCCUCCUCUCAAAUGUCUACUGCUUUACUGAAAUAAGAAUAAAGACUGUUGUAUUAUAAAAUUAAUUUGUGUUGUUUUAAUAAAUCUUAUUUGUAAC
Messenger RNA from Spodoptera exigua (beet armyworm), 4974 nucleotides. Lineage: Eukaryota; Metazoa; Arthropoda; Insecta; Lepidoptera; Noctuidae. The record is from the annotation of a GenBank genome assembly.